This is a messenger RNA of Plutella xylostella (diamondback moth), 602 nucleotides long. Its product is annotated as Alg13 UDP-N-acetylglucosaminyltransferase subunit. The record is from RefSeq and is a predicted model, not a curated record. Gene Ontology annotation, biological process: dolichol-linked oligosaccharide biosynthetic process. NCBI's taxonomy places the organism in Eukaryota, Metazoa, Arthropoda, Insecta, Lepidoptera, Plutellidae. Gene Ontology annotation, molecular function: hexosyltransferase activity.
ACGUUACUGUUUGUGUGUGGCAAAGAAAGGUUUUUUUACUAAAAUCGUGUAUAUUAACCAGAAACAUGGCUCCAAAAUACACUAAAUGCUUCGUAACAGUAGGCACUACUCGUUUCGACCGCCUCUGCGAGUUCAUUCUCACCUCAUCCGUGCUUAACGCGCUCAACAAGCUCGGCUGUAAAGAGAUCAUUGUACAAAUCGGAAACAGCGCAACGGAACCGGGAGAUUACGACAAAAACGGCAUAAAAAUAAAGCUAUACAGAUUCAAAGAUUCUAUUCAAGAAGAUAUUGACAAUGCAGAUCUUGUAAUAAGUCACGCUGGGGCUGGCAGCUGCUUGGAAGUUCUGGAAGCUAACAAACCUCUUCUAGUCGUAGUGAAUGAGGACUUAAUGGACAACCACCAGCUGGAAUUAGCUGAGCAGCUGCAGAUUGAUGGACACCUGUACUACUGCACUUGUGACACCCUAGAGAGCACUCUCGGAGAGGUUGACUUUAGUUUGUUGACUCCAUUCCCAAAGCCUAAUCCUUCCUUGUUUGUUAAGUUUUUAAAUGACACAUUUAAGAUUAAGCAGAGUGUGGAUUAAAUUUAUAUUUGGAACAAG